UGUGAAAUGAGACAGCUGUGCUGUAAAAACACCAUCCCACAGACUUUGCUACCAGAGGAACACAACAGCCAGCACUUAUAGAGAGCAGGAUUGCCCAAGCCAUGGAGCGAGAACCAAUGCGCAUAAGGGAGGGCUACUUGGUUAAGAAGGGCAGCAUGUUUAAAACUUGGAAGCCAAUGUGGGUUGUGCUCUUAGAAGAUGGAAUUGAAUUCUAUAAGCGGAAGGCUGAUAACAGUCCCAAAGGGAUGAUCCCACUAAAAGGAAGCUCUAUUCACAGCCCAUGCCAAGAUUUUGGCAAAAGAAUGUUUGUCUUCAAGCUCACUGUGGCCAAGCAGCAGGACCACUUUUUUCAAGCUGCCUACCUGGAGGAAAGAGAUGCUUGGGUGCGGGAUAUCAAGAAAGCAAUUCAUCACAUAGAUGGAGGCCAAAGGUUUGCCAGAAAAUCCACGAGAAAGUCCAUCAGAUUGCCUGAAACAAUCAAUCUGAGUGCUUUGUACCUAUCAAUGAAAGAUCCUGAAAAGGGAAUAAAGGAGUUGAAGCUGGAAAAAGAUAAGAGAGUGUUCAAUCACUGCUUCACAGGCACCGGUGUGAUUGACUGGCUGGUGUCCAGCAGCUCCGUCCGAAAUCGCAAAGAAGGUCUCCUGCUUGCCUCUUCCCUCUUGAGUGAAGGCUACCUACAGCCUGCUGGGGAUACGUCCAAGGCAGCUGCCGAGGGAUUGUCAGACACCCCAUUCCUAGACCUCAGUGAUGCCUACUAUUACUUUCCAGACAGUGGAUUUUUCUGUGAGGGGUACUCCAGUGAUGAUGAUGUGGUCCUAAAAGAAGAAUUCAGAGGCACAAUUGUUAAACAAGGAUGUUUGCUGAAACAGGGACAUCGGAGGAAGAACUGGAAAGUGAGAAAGUUCGUUUUAAGAGAUGAUCCUGCAUAUCUUCACUAUUAUGAUCCUGCUGGAGGGGAAGAACCACUGGGAGCAAUUCAUUUGAGAGGUUGUGUGGUGACAGCAGUGGAAGAUAUGCCAGACACCAAGAAGUAUGAUGUUGACAACAUCCUCUUUGAAAUCAUCACAGCAAAUGAAAUCCACUAUUACUUGCAAGCAGCCUCAUCCACAGAGCGUACAGAGUGGAUCAAAGCAAUCCAGUCAGUUGCUAGGACUGGUAAAUGAAGAUGAUAUUCCAACAAGAAGACAGACUUAAAUUAAAUUAGUUACUCAAAACAGAAUUUAGCAUUUCACCAAGAGAAAGCAGUAUAAUCCCAAAGGGCUUGCAUGUUGGGGUUGAAGACUGAGUGGAGGUUUCAACUCUAUAGUGAGCACUAACAAACUAACAUUUUUCCACUUGUAUUAUGGCAAUAUUUUACUAAAUUAUAACAUAGAACAUGCCAUAUUAGUGUGUUGCUUAGAGUAAUCAGUUGACCUUGAGAAGGUUGUCCCUAUUGCCACAGCUGAUAGUGGAAAUGACAGAGAGGACCUCAGUUAAUCACCCUCUUCAGCCUGUGAUGUGUUUCAGGAUAUGCAUGUAUUUCAGUCUUCUCUAGACAAUGUUUACACCUUCUUCUUCACCUGAUCUUCUUGCUGCUUGUUCACAUAUACAUAUAAUGCCAUAGAUAUAAGGAAAAGAAGUCAACUCAUUUGGAAACCUGAUCCACUCCUUUAUAAUCUGUCAGCAUUAAAGGAGGGAAGAAUGCAGACAACUAUGGAAACAUUAAGUGGAACCAAGUAUAACUCCAUGAUGGCAGUAUAAGGAAAAGUCUCUUCCCACAGUAUUUCAAACACAAAGCAAUCUCACUUCAAACUCCAUAUAACCCAAUUUUAAACCUUGCCAAAUUUCUCCACAAGAAUCUGCACUGGGACCAUUGUUUCCCUUUAUUUAGGUCUACAAAGCAGAUGCUGAGUUGUCAGGUACUGUACUCUAUUUGAAUUAAGAAUCUUGCAGAAGGGAAAGGAUGCAUGGGUUGAUUACUUGAACUAUUGAUUGAAGUGGUUGCAAUUUUUUAACCUCCAGCAACAUCCUCAAUCCUAGAUUCUGUGGCUUAGUAAUAUAAGAGAAACCUUGUGCUGGUAACUGAAAUAAAUGUUUUCAUUUGAUAGGGUCAGUUCCCCUGAUUAAUUCUUGUAUUUUUGUCUGACUGUAUAUCAAACAAACUUCUAAGUCUUAAACUCUCAGGAGGAGUUGAAAACCAAGUUAAUGUCAGAUUAUGCAUGUAGGCUUUUCCUGGUACAGACUGAUGUUUUAGUGAAGGGAACUUCAAAAUCUUUAAAACUCUGUUCAUAGAUCUAAUAAGGUACCUUAUCCUUAAGAAUUCUUAUUGGUAUCUAUUCCAUCUAAAAAUAAAUGCGGAGCUAAAGCUUCUCUUCAGUUUUACUUAAUUAUACUUGCAGCUGAGCUAAUGAGCCUGAAUCCCAGUUGCCUUACAUUACUUAUCCCAAAUAAAACAACCUUGAAAGAGCAGCAGGCUGAGACACUGCCCCAUCAUGUCCACUUAAGUUGGACAGCAGAAAUCAGCUUCUGGCAGGCAUUUCCUGUCUCUCAUGCAAGCUAAUCGGAUCAUUGAAGCCUGAUGUGUCAUUCUCAGGAAGGAAGACUCAUGGUAAAAAGACCCACUGUUUGUUCAGCCUGCUUUCUUGAUAAUUGCUGCUUGUUGCUUCUUAUUUUUGCUUUCAGAACUCACUAACCCAAAAGUACCCAAAGGCACAGGAAAAGAGAAAAAAACUACCCCACACAACCAAACAACAGAAACUUACCAGCUUACCAAAUUUAAUAAAACUAAAAUGUUUUACCAGUCCAUGACCUUAUAAUUUUAACUUGUGCCCAGUCCAAGGUAUGGCUGUCCACCUAUAAAUGGUGUUUUCUCAGGCAGAGGAUGAGAGUGCAUUUAUGGAAGAGCUCUUAUGUUUGUACCAUCCUAUAUUGAUGGGGUCUGUAAUCUCAGGAAGCAUUUCAGAAGACACAUUUCUAGGGUUUGUAGGUGCCUCUGCUUCUUGGCAGCAGUGAGAAGAUCUUGUCAAAGGAAAUUCAGUAUUAAAAGCAACUACAUGUCUGUCAGAGAUGAUGAGGCCAGCCCAGUAACUCAGAAGGCAUGGAAGAGGCACAGAUCCUGAAUACUGGCACAAAGAAGAGAGCUUUGUGCAAGGAACUACUAAACAAAAGGGAGAAAACAGAAGACCUACACGUGUCGUGCUUCCUCUUUCACCCUCUAACUAUUUAAAUCACACUUCUACUACACCCUCAGCAAUUACUACAUUAACAUCAGUUCUUUUUUACUUGUAAAAUGAAACAAAAUAAACAAACCAUUGUAGAUAAUUUACAUGGACUGUAUUUAUAAUCAUCAGUUAUUUAAAUAGCUGUAUAAUAUAAUCUCAUUUAAACAUCUUCUUAAGUUCACAUUUGUUUUGCCACAACUCGCACUGAGCAAUUCUCCCUCCCCUGGAACACUGCCUACGUACUUACUACAGUCAGGGUCAGAUUUUUGGGAAUGCUGACUCGCCAUGCACCCAUAAAAACACCCACAUAGACGCAGCACUCCUACUUCCAUUUUAAAAUUAAGUUUAAAAGAAAACGGUAUGAAAUAAACCACAAAGACAGAUGCUGAAAAAAUAGUAACCCCAGCACAACAAGCUUUCAGCUACAGGUGUUAGUACUUCUUAUAAUCCAACAAACACAUAUGGAGGUAAUUUGGACUUAAAAUGUCUCUAGCAUUUUUUUUCAAAGAGCUGUUUACUUUCCCUGCCCCACAACUUUCUUCU
Molecule: messenger RNA, 3743 nt
Organism: Ficedula albicollis (Collared flycatcher)
Lineage: Eukaryota; Metazoa; Chordata; Aves; Passeriformes; Muscicapidae
Gene: PLEK
Product: pleckstrin
Exons: 9
Coding region: 102-1163 (353 amino acids)
Biological process (GO): intracellular signal transduction; actin cytoskeleton organization
Cellular component (GO): plasma membrane
Source: RefSeq, a predicted model, not a curated record